GCAACCAUGAGCCAUUCUUCAAUGCAUACCUCUACCUCUUACAGGCGCACUUUUGGAAGCCCACAUCCCAUCUCAAUGACUUCCUACUCCCCCGUGUCCUCUCGCAUGCCCAUUUCUACAGGGCGCUACAUGCGUUCAAUGUCACCCGUGAUGGCAUCCCGAUCCACCACCUACCACCAACAGCGUUCUCGCCCCACCCCCCAGCCCCCUCGUCUCUCCUACGACAAGGUGGACUUCACCUUGGCUGAAGCCAUCAAUCAAGAGUUCCUCACCACCCGCAGCAAUGAGAAAGCUGAGCUGCAGGAGCUCAAUGACCGCUUUGCCAGCUUCAUCGAGAAGGUACGAUACCUGGAGCAGCAGAACAGUGGACUGCAGCAGGAGCUCAACCAGUACAAAGGCCAGCAGCAGCAAGGUCAGCCAAACCGGGCCUCUGAGCUCUUCCAGGAGGAGCUGAGGGAGCUGAGGCGCCAGCUGGAUGCAGUCGGCAAAGAGAGGGACCAAUAUCAGCUGGAGAGGGACAACGUGGCCGAAGACCUGGCCCUUCUCAAGCAGAGGUUGGAUGAAGAAGCCCAGAAGAGGGCGGAUGCUGAGAGCAACCUGGUUGCCUUCCGCAAGGAUGUGGAUGAUGCUACAUUGUCCCGCUUGGAGCUGGAGAGAAAGAUUGAAUCUCUAAUGGAUGAAAUUGAAUUCUUGAAGAAACUCCAUGAUGAAGAAAUCCAGGAUGUACAAGUGAGUGUCCAAACCCAUCAGCUGAAGAUGGAGGUGGACAACAGCGCCAGGCCAGACCUCACUGCUGCUCUGAGGGACAUCCGUGCCCAAUAUGAGACCAUUGCCUUAAAGAAUAUGCAAGAAUCUGAGGAUUGGUACAAGUCCAAGUUUGCUGAUUUGACUGAGUCUGCAAAGCGCAACACUGAUGCUCUGAGGCAGGCAAAGCAGGAGGCCAAUGAGUCCAGGAGGCAGAUUCAAGCUCUUAACUGUGAAAUUGAUGCCCUGAAGAACACAAACGAAGCUCUGCUGAGGCAGAUGCGUGAAAUGGAGGAUCAGUUUGGCAAUGAGAUUGGCAACUACCAGGACAAUGUAGGCAGACUGGAGGAGGAAAUUCGCCACCUGAAAGAGGAGAUGGCUCGCCACCUUCGGGAGUACCAGGACCUCCUCAAUGUCAAAAUGGCUCUGGACAUUGAAAUCGCCACUUACCGCAAACUGCUGGAAGGGGAGGAGAGCAGGAUUUCUGUUCCCAUCCUCCAUAUUGGGAUGAGCAAUCACCUUGGUGAACGAGACUAUGAAAAAACUCCAGAUACCAUGGGCAAGAGGACUGUGGUGAUUAAGACAGUGGAGACUAGAGAUGGAGAGGUGGUGAAGGAAUCAAGGAGGGAGAAGGAAAGUGACUCUGGUAAAACUGACAAGGACAAUUAGAUGGAAGCUCAUUAAAUAAUGUGAAGGCCAGCGCCAUGAUAUAGGGGGGAAAAAUAGAAAGCUGAACAAUAGAAAACAACAAAUGUGAUUUAUUUAGUCCUCAUUCCCAUUAGUGAUGUGUUUCAUUGUCUAGCAAUGUGUCUUUCAGCAUCGGUGCAACGUUGGACGAAUUAUUUUGGACAGUGUCACUUUGGUGCUACUUAAGCCACCCAACUUUUGCUGAACCUAACCUGUGUCAUCUGUAGGGCUAUGCAAAGCCACUUUAUUAAUGUACCACUUGAGGCCUUGUUUUACAGUGCAAUCCCGUGGAAUCCUUAGAUGACCACAAAUUUAUAGCAGAGAAUUAAAUUACAGACAGAAACAGGUAGUUUAAAUCCAGGAUUUUAGUAGUUUGUGUCAUAAUAUGACUCACUAAAUAUACCUUCUGACACUGCCCUUUGGCCAACACACCUUAAAUAACAGACCAAGAUUAACUUAAUCUGACUGCUUUCGUUUUUAGAAGCUUUGCUAUGCUCGUCUUAUGCUGACCACCUUUUCACCAAGGAAUUGGGAGAAUAAAUAAACUGAAAAGAUCUUUGCAGAAUGUGCUUUGUAAUGAUGUGUGUAACUUGCACGA
Messenger RNA from Melanotaenia boesemani (Boeseman's rainbowfish), 2029 nucleotides. It is a transcript of the gene prph, whose product is annotated as peripherin. Lineage: Eukaryota; Metazoa; Chordata; Actinopteri; Atheriniformes; Melanotaeniidae. Gene Ontology annotation, molecular function: structural molecule activity. The transcript is spliced from 9 exons. Gene Ontology annotation, cellular component: plasma membrane; axon; type III intermediate filament. The coding region runs from base 7 to 1413 and encodes 468 amino acids. The record is from RefSeq and is a predicted model, not a curated record.